UACAGACAGGAAGCAACACAGCGAGUGUCUUUAGCAUGUUAGCAAUUUUUGUUUUUGAGUCAUUCAUUUCAGUGUUAUUCUUCACUUCACAGUUGACUCUGAAGAGGUGUGAUCUCUGUCACACAGGAAGAAGAUGAGCAGGAGCACUGACAACAUGGAGCCGGUGACGUGCACCAUCAAGCCUCCAGUCUACCUGCAGAUUGGAGAUUCCAAAGCAGACGCGGCUCAUUCUGGUGUCUGUGUGGUGGACGUCAGUCUCCCCUUUGGAAAGACGGUCAAUAUCGAGGAGAUCAGCUUCAAGAAUUAUUACACUGCCUAUUUGACUGUGCGUCUGCUGAGGAGGGACCCAGGACAGGAGGCCCCUGCCAAGUGGUGCACAGCCCUAAGAGACCUGCCCCUGAUGGAAAACCCUCACACUGAGGGGGGCUCUCAGGAUUACUACUCAAUUCAUAGAACACAGAUGUAUGUGGAACCGGAUCACGUGGUGUCAGUGAGACUGAUCCUGAGACAGCCAUCCUCCGCCUGGCUGACCUUCAGCCUGGAAGAGAUCAAGAUAUGUCCUCACGUGCAGCCGGACCCAGAGAAGGAGGUCUCUGAUUGGUUGUCAGAUCUGAUCCUGGUCGACCACCACCCUGACCUGGAGGGCCUCCCAGACCCCCACACUGUGUCCUCCAGUAUUCAGCAGAUGUGGGCUCUGACUGAGGUGAUGCAGACCAACCAGACCACCGCCUCUAUCGGACGCUUUGACGUGGAUGGAUGCUACGAUAUCAACUUACUCUCUUUGACAUAACAAGACCCCUGUGCUCCAUCAUGGAUGUCUUUUGUUUUGGUUUUUCUCAGAUUUUAAGUCACUAAGGACCACAGCGACUUUGUGGUGUGUUGCAAAGGAACGAUCAAGAUUAUCAGUUCACAAUUCCUGCUAAUGCUACAAGUCAUAUUCACCUCUUAUAAUAACAGUAUUUAAGCAUGAAUUAAAAACUAAUGUGUGUCAGCACUAACUGCACAGUGUUACAGACUGUUAUCAUGCUGUUGGAUGUGUUUUAUCUACAAGCUGCAGGAGGCUUGAAUAAAUCCUGUUUUCCUUAAACAUCAUAUGAAGCACCUGAUGUAACAAAUGAGUAAAACAGCGUUUUGUGUGUAAUACCGUCUGUUGACACAAGGCGGCAGCAGCGUCUCAUUAGACAGAAUGAGAUUGAAAAUUGGAUCAUUAUUGGAGUUUUCCAUGUUUUUUCCAGAGUAGUGACAGAGUCAGUCAUGUCAG
Messenger RNA from Melanotaenia boesemani (Boeseman's rainbowfish), 1261 nucleotides. RefSeq names its product nicolin 1 (gene nicn1). Bases 134 to 790 code for a protein of 218 amino acids. Gene Ontology annotation, cellular component: nucleoplasm. The transcript is spliced from 7 exons. The record is from RefSeq and is a predicted model, not a curated record. Lineage: Eukaryota; Metazoa; Chordata; Actinopteri; Atheriniformes; Melanotaeniidae.